UAUAACUUUUUUAUGCUUAAUCCAAAUUCGAAUGAACCUUAUAUAUAUCAUCUGAAAGCUCUCGCUAUCUUUUUUCGAACUUUUGCGGAUAAGUAGAUUACCCUUUUCUGGACACUUUAUAGAAACCCAAAGAACAUUUGACAAAUAUAAAUUUAUAAUUUAAAUAUUUAGAAAGGAUACAGCAAGGCCUUAAUGAACUUAGAAAUAAUGUAAAUUUUAUUUAAAAAACAUGUUUUGUAAAUAAAUAUUAAAGUGUUGUUCGGCCUUUUUUAUGGUUAACAGUGUAUUUAUUAUUGUUGUUUUAAUACUUCAAUUACAAAAAGAUUGUUUGCAUAUUGAAUGGCCUCUUGGCCCGUUAGUUAAUCAAACACGAGUUCAAUGUGGAGGUGGUGGUGGUGAUUUUGACCCAGAGGGGGAAGAGUGGGUAAUGAGCAGAUUGCAAUUAGAGCCAAUGGGAUUUGUUUUUAUUGUCUUCUUUCUUGUUAUACUUUUUAUACAGUUUCUUGCCAUGCUCUUCCAUCGUUUUGGUACAAUUACCCAUAUAAUUGCCUCUACUGAACUUUGUUGUUCUCAACAAACUUUUGAUAAACUUAGUGAGGAUGAAUUAGUAGCUCAUAAUGCUGUUGAGAUUGCUAGAGAACUUCAAUCAUUUAAAGGUCUAAAUAUAAAUAUACCACAACAACAACAAAAUACUAACAUAACUCAACAACAAAAAUAUUUUGUACAACCAAAUCAACAACAAUUCCAACAACAACAGAAUCAAAUAUUUAAUAUUAAUUUACACCAACAACAAUUACCAACAACAUCCUCCAAUUUAAAUAAUAAAAUGGAUACUUUGGAUGCUGCUUUUAAAAAAAGAUUUUUUGCUUUAUCAACAACAAAUAAUCAACAACAAAAACAAAUUAUUGGAAAUAAAAGUUUUGGAAGAAAUUUUACUUUAAGGAAAAGAACAUUGAGAGCAAUUGAACAAAGAGGAGGAGGAGGAAAUCUAAGAAUUUCAAAAAAUCCAAAUAUUCUUCAAUCAUUUUCUGACAGUGAAGAGGAAGGGGUAUUUGAAGUAAAUAAAAAACAAAGAAAUGAAGGCCCAGCAAGAUGUCAUCAAUUAGAAGAACUUUUUAGAAAAAAUAAUAAAAAAGGGCCGAAUAAUAAAGUAAUUAGGGGAAAUGGAAAAAAUAAAAAAAUAUCUUGGAAUGAAUAA
Meloidogyne enterolobii is the source of this 1198-nucleotide messenger RNA. The record is from the annotation of a GenBank genome assembly. Lineage: Eukaryota; Metazoa; Nematoda; Chromadorea; Rhabditida; Meloidogynidae.